Molecule: messenger RNA, 611 nt
Organism: Suillus discolor
Lineage: Eukaryota; Fungi; Basidiomycota; Agaricomycetes; Boletales; Suillaceae
Exons: 2
Coding region: 15-401 (128 amino acids)
Source: RefSeq, a predicted model, not a curated record
GCACAUGCAGAAUUAUGCUAUUAUCACAGGUUCUUGAAUCGACAAAAUAUGGCAUACCUACGAUCGCAAUCAAUGAAGACACUCCGACAGAUCUGUCUCUCUGGGAGUCUAUUCACGCAGGAAAAUUCACUCAUCUCAUUGUUUCACCGGAGCAGCUAUCAAUGUUCAAUGGUCACCUUCCGCGCCUUGCACGACUUCUCCGACAAAAUCGUACCUUCACUCAACACAUUAAGCGUGUACAUAUUGAUGAAGCACAUAAUAUUUAUACCGCAGGGCUUCCGCAUCAUGGUGAAGAAGCAUUUCGACCUGCAUAUGGCAAGCUUGGAGAGCUACGUGUGCUACUUUGCAAGGGAACAACAUUUCAGGAUCUUGACAACAGAUUUCACGUGUUUGUGAGGUGAGAGACGCGACGGAGUUGCUGCGGCAGCCGCAGGGAGACCUGUCGUAAUGUCUAUGAAACCAGAGUCAACAGAUCGAUUAAAGUUCUCAUUGAGAACUGUCGAAGAGACUGGCAUCCUUCAAGUAGCAGGUUGAAUACAUAAAGCAGAAUAAAUAUACAUGAAGUGAUGGAAUGAGUCUGAUAUGAAUGUUAAAACAUUAUUGUGUCGAAC